Molecule: messenger RNA, 662 nt
Organism: Prorocentrum cordatum
Lineage: Eukaryota; Dinophyceae; Prorocentrales; Prorocentraceae
Source: the annotation of a GenBank genome assembly
AUGAUGAGAUCCUCGCGCCGCAGGGUCGUUGCACGCCUGUGCGCUCUGCAACUGGAGAGGGUUGCAUGGAGUUGCAACGUGCACUGCCGACGAGAUUCUGAGAAAAGCUGGUCAGCGGCAUCCCCCAUACAGCUGCGAUAUCUGCGGGUUCAGGCCUUUCUCGUUCGUGGUUUCGAUGAUCGCGGCAGCCUGUGGAGUUCUUCUCACACUGAAUGCAUCGAGUGCCGCUCAGCACACCCCGACGUCCACGUAGCCGCGUGUGAUUGCAAGGCUGGCCAGAUCAGGCACACAGGGUGCCAGUCCCGAGCCACUCGCCGCAGUCGCCGGCAGGCCGCCCAAAAGAGAGCGGUCGAUGAACGUGUGGAACACACAUGUCUGUCUGAGCUGUGGGACGUGGAGGCCUCUACCAGAACUGCAUGCCGACAGAUGCUCAGUCUCGCACGCCUUUAUAUCGUGGUCGAUUUGGCCGGCUCCAGCGGGUCCGAGAGGCAGGCCAUCGGCCAGGGCGCCGCGAAGUUUGUUGAAAGGCUCACUUUCGACUGCUCUUUCCUCCCGAGUUUGCGGCGGGUCACGGUGGGCGAGCGUGGCGCGAUGAAGCUGGACGACCUGGAGCUCUCGCGGGCGGCGCUGCCGCCGGAGCUCUCCGGGCUCGACGCCCUGUG